GGUGCAUCACGUGGUCCGAAAGGGUUUCGCGUUUUCAAUCAAUUCAAAAUGAGGUGAUUUUCUUAUUCGUAUUGUUUUCGGCCUGUCUUCAUAUCCCUCCUUUCAACUGCAUGGGUUUUGUUGAUAGCUGAUGUCCUGUACUACAGUCUACAGUCAAGGUGUUGAAGUUGCAUCUCCAAAAUCAGCAUGAAUAUUGUCGGCAUUUCGGUUUUACUGUCAUGGAUGACCAUUGCAUGUUCCUUUCGUCAAAAUGAUGUUGAACUGUUCUAUGAUUGUGCAGUGGAUGUCUACAUGGUCUUGGACACGUCUGAAAGUGUGGCCCUAAGGGCAAACUCUUACGGCUCCUUUGUGGACAAGAUCAAGCAGUUUGCACUUGACUUUGUGGACCAGCUGAAUAUGAGGUACUACCGCUGCGACCGCAACAUGACUUGGAGUGUAGGCAUCCUACACUACAGUGAUGAGGUGAAGAUAAUGAGUGAGCUCAUUAGCGUCCAUGAGGCUGGUGGCAAACCCAAGCUGAAGAAAGCCAUUCAGGACAUCCGCUACAUUGGCAAGGGCACGCACACUGACUGUGCCAUUUCAGUUGCCACGGGCCAACUCAUGACCGGCUCGCCUGUCCUUGGGAACAAAUACAUGGUUGUUGUAACAGACGGCCACCCUUUUGAUGGUUACAAGGAGCCAUGCGGGGGGAUCAGCUAUGCUGUUUCUGAGGCCCGAGGCAUGGAAAUCAAGAUCUUCGGGGUUGCCAUCACCCCCGAUCACUUGGACAAUCGUCUAAGUGCCAUAGCAACUGAAGACAUGUACCGUUACAACCUGUCUGCCACAAGCAACAACCCUGAGGUGGUGAGGAACACCAUCAACACCAUUGUCUCCACCAUUUACAAGGACUCGGAAACAUUGUGCUGUUCAUAUGAAUGCAAGGCUCCUAGAGGAUCGGUCGGGCCAUCUGGAGAGGCAGGAGAUGUGGGAACUCCAGGAAGGCAAGGUGUUGCAGGGAAGCCUGGUAGUCUUGGAGCUAAGGGUUCAGCAGGUGACCAGGGACCCACAGGACACAGAGGAGAGAAGGGUGACAGUGGACCGGCUGGCGAUAGAGGCCCAAAAGGCCCAUCUGGACAAAAGGGAGAGAAAGGGCAGAAUGGUGCGGAUGGAAAAGACGGACUGAUGGGGGAGCCUGGACUGGUUGGCCUGUCAGGUUGCAAAGGAGAUGAUGGCAUGGAGGGGGAGCCAGGUCCUCCUGGACAAAGAGGAGAUCCAGGGUCAUUUGGAGGUCUGGGUGAAAAGGGAGAAACUGGACCAGUUGGAUCUCCAGGACUCCCUGGGGUGCCUGGGCCCAGUGGACCAAAGGGUGAUUCAGGCUCCUCUGGCACAAGAGGCAACAAGGGAGACAGGGGUGAUGAUGGUGAUUUUGGUGCUCCUGGGCCUUCUGGAUCUGAGGUACUGAGAAAGGGACUAAGGGGGCCUCCCGGGAUCCGGGGCGGACCAGGCGAGAAGGGUGACCUAGGGCCUCCAGGAGCCCAGGGACACGAGGGCCCAUCUGGAGAAGUAGGAUCAGUGGGUGCAAAUGGAGUUUCUGGUCUAAAAGGCUACAAAGGAGAACCAGGCCCUACGGGUCCUGAGGGGGUGAAGGGCACCAGAGGCCUGCCUGGGCCCCCUGGAGAACGUGGCUCAACAGGAGAGAGGGGAGAAGAUGGAUUCCCAAGUGAAGGGCAACUAGGAUACGCAGGAUUCCAGGGACUCCCUGGCCUAAGGGGACCAGCUGGAUCAAAGGGUGUCCGAGGGUUUCCAGGCAUGAAGGGGGAUAUUGGGUUACCCGGAGACCGCGGGGAUGAUAACAACCUCCCAGGACGAGAAGGGCCUGCAGGACCAAAGGGUUAUCCCGGCUUGGCAGGAGAGCAAGGGACUCCUGGACCAGAGGGCCCCACCGGGCCGGAUGAGUGUGAGAUUCUGGAGGUCAUUCAAAAACUAUGCUCUUGCUGUGAGUGUGAAUGUGGACCGGUGAAACUCCUCUUUGUGCUGGACAGCUCAGAGAGCAUCGGGCUUCAGAACUUCACCCUCGAGAAGGAGUUCAUCAUCCGCAUCAUCAACAAGAUCACAAAGUUCAGCAAGGAGAAUGAGCCUGGCUCUCGUGUGGGCGUGGUCCAAUACAGUCAUGAAGGGACUCAGGAGCUGGUGUCCAUGGAUGACCCCAAAAUCACCUCACUGUCCCAACUUAAAAGUGCAGUGAAGAACAUGCGCUGGAUUGCUGGGGGUACCUACACAGGAGAAGCACUGGACUUUGCCAGCAAGGCCUUCCGCACCUCCCAGCUUGACCACAAGGUGGUGAUAGUGUUGACAGAUGGCAGGUCUGACCCACGGGACACCAAGCCACUGACAUCUCUGUGCAGCAUACCCAACAACAGAGUGCUAGGAAUAGGGAUCGGCGACGUGUUCCGCCGAGCUCCUUAUGAAACGUUGCUGGGGAGAAUCAGCUGCCUGGAGUCAAUCACUCCAGGACAUUACCUGAAAAUCACAGACCACUCUCAGCUUCUGGAUGAUUCCUUCUUUGAAAAUGUCACCAGCUAUAUCUGUAAAGACAAAAAGUGUCCAGACUACUCAUGUCGAGCUGACUUCAAGGAGGCAACUGACAUUGUUUUCAUGCUUGACGGGUCCUCCAGUGUGGGCCAGAGGAACUUUGAGCAAUCCCGAGCAUUUGUGGGAAACAUGGCCAAGCGGCUGCUGUCUACAGACUACAGUGGACUCCUGCGCGUCUCGGUCAUGCAGUACAGCGGAGCCCAGCAGCAUAGAGUGGAGGUCCCGUUUACCAGUCAGGUGGAUGACGUGCUGACCCGGCUCCAGGCUGUGCGGUACAUGGAUAGCACCACGGACCUCCCGGCCGCCCUGGGCUUCUUAACCACCACCAUCAAGAGGGAAGCUCGGCGCGGGGUUACCCAGAAGGUGGUGAUCUUCACGGAUGGGAGGUCUGAGGCCACUGCUCGCGCUGAUAUACCCAAGGCUGCUGCAGCCGCUCUGGGGCAGAAUAUGCAGGUGUUUGCCCUGACGGUGGGAGAGAUCGUGGACGAGACGGGUGUGUGCCAGCUGGUGACUGGGCAAGCCAGUGGUUACAGUUAUGAGGCUGUGGACCGCAGAGUCCACCGGUUGGCUCACUACUCUGACCUGACCAGGCGGGUGGUCAUGCAAAGCCUUGCCAAAAAAUUGGCUAAAGCCUGAUUGCUGUAAAUCGUACAGGCAAUGUUGAUAACUGUAAUAGCUACUGGAAUUAUAUUGACAGUGUUAUUUCUGUGACAUAGGCUGCCUUUUAAGAAUAACUAAUGCCUGCAGACAAUUUAUUGAUGUGUGCUUGUGGUUGUUAAAUGUAAGCACCACUCCAGAAUGUCUGGAUUUUGUUGCCUAUACAUUUGCCUGCAUUACAUUAUUAUCACAGAUAUGAGUAACCUAUGAGAGAUAAUUAUAGGCCAAUGUGAAAAUACACUGGAAGACUGCAUUAAAUAAAGAUAUAUGGAAAAAUGUA
This is a messenger RNA of Alosa alosa (allis shad), 3508 nucleotides long. RefSeq names its product collagen alpha-1(VI) chain-like. The record is from RefSeq and is a predicted model, not a curated record. Lineage: Eukaryota; Metazoa; Chordata; Actinopteri; Clupeiformes; Clupeidae. Bases 187 to 3207 code for a protein of 1006 amino acids. The transcript has 36 exons.